This is a messenger RNA of Salvelinus namaycush (lake trout), 3648 nucleotides long. RefSeq names its product thrombospondin type-1 domain-containing protein 7A-like. Bases 1 to 3648 code for a protein of 1215 amino acids. Gene Ontology annotation, cellular component: extracellular matrix. The record is from RefSeq and is a predicted model, not a curated record. Gene Ontology annotation, biological process: cell adhesion. The transcript has 18 exons. Lineage: Eukaryota; Metazoa; Chordata; Actinopteri; Salmoniformes; Salmonidae.
AUGGUGGAGAAUGUGUUGCAGAUAGAGCAUGGUGGAGAUGGUACGGUGGAGAAUGUGUUGCAGAUAGAACAUGGUGGAGAUGGUACGGUGGAGAAUGUGUUGCAGAUAGAGCAUGGUGGAGAUGGUACGGUGGAGAAUGUGUUGCAGAUAGAGCAUGGUGGAGAUGGUACGGUGGAGAAUGUGUUGCAGAUAGAACAUGGUGGAGAUGGUACGGUGGAGAAUGUGUUGCAGAUAGAGCAUGGUGGAGAUGGUACGGUGGAGAAUGUGUUGCAGAUAGAGCAUGGUGGAGAUGGUACGGUGGAGAAUGUGUUGCAGAUAGAGCAUGGUGGAGAUGGUACGGUGGAGAAUGUGUUGCAGAUAGAGCAUGGUGGAGAUGGUACGGUGGAGAAUGUGUUGCAGAUAGAACAUGGUGGAGAUGGUACGGUGGAUAAUGUGUUGCAGAUAGAGUAUGGUGGAGAUGGUACGGUGGAGAAUGUGUUGCAGAUAGAACAUGGUGGAGAUGGUACGAUAGAGUAUGGUGGAGAUGGUACGGUGGAGAAUGUGUUGCAGAUAGAGUAUGGUGGAGAUGGUACGGUGGAGAAUGUGUUGCAGAUAGAGUAUGGUGGAGAUGGUACGGUGGAGAAUGUGUUGCAGAUAGAGUAUGGUGGAGAUGGUACGGUGGAGAAUGUGUUGCAGAUAGAGUAUGGUGGAGAUGGUACGGUGGAGAAUGUGUUGCAGAUAGAGUAUGGUGGAGAUGGUACGGUGGAGAAUGUGUUGCAGAUAGAGUAUGGUGGAGAUGGUACGGUGGAGAAUGUGUUGCAGACAGAGUAUGGUGGAGAUGGUACGGUGGAGAAUGUGUUGCAGAUAGAGCAUGGUGGAGAUGGUACGGUGGAGAAUGUGUUGCAGAUAGAGCAUGGUGGAGAUGGUACGGUGGAGAAUAGGGCCGUUAGUUCCUCCUGGCUCCUCUCAGUGUGGGACAUCCUCCUGGCUCCUCUCAGUGUGGGACAGGGGACGCAGUAUUUAUGGAAAGGUCCAUGGGGCCGGUGUAUGGGCAGCGAGUGUGGCCCAGGGGGCAGCCAGAGCCGGGCAGUGUGGUGCGCCCACUCUGAAGGCUGGACCACUCUUCACACCAACUGUGACCAGCCAGAGCGCCCGGAGAACCAGCAGAGCUGCUUCCACGUGUGUGACUGGCACAAAGACCUGUACGACUGGCAGUUGGGCGCCUGGAACCAGUGUGUGCCCGUGUCCAUGCGGAGCACUGGGGCACUCCAGCGGCCAGCUGUAUGUACCCGCGGCGAGGAGGGCAUCCAGACACGCGAGGUGGGCUGCGUCCAGAAAGCAGAUGGCGUGCCCGCGGAGGAUGCAGCGAUUUGUGAAUAUUUUGAGCCCAAGCCCAGGCUGGAGCAGGCCUGUCUGAUCCCGUGCCCGCGGGACUGUGUGGUCUCCCAGUUCACCCCAUGGACUUCCUGUUCGAAAACGUGCGGCAUGGGUCUUCAGAAUCGUGUCCGUUUUGUCCUGGCGCCGCCUCUGUUCGGGGGCUCGGCCUGCCCUAACCUGACAGAGUUCCAGACGUGUCAGCCAGGUCCCUGCGUUGGCCCAGAGAGCCUCUAUAGUCUAAGGGUGGGGUCCUGGGGUCCCUGCUCUGUACCCCUCCCUCGCACGGCCAGGCAGAACAAGGAAAGAGUCAAGGAGAGGGUGAGGGAGCGGGUGAGGGCGAGGGGGAGGGUGAAAGACCCAGAGACCAAAGAGCUGAUAAAAAAUAAGAGGACCAGGAACAGACAGAACCGACAGGGAGGGAAGUUCUGGGACCUGCAGGUUGGAUACCAGACCCGGGAGGUGACCUGUGUUCACAGGAGCGGCAACACUGACGCACUGAGCCUGUGUUCUCGGGAGUCCCUACCAGUGACAUACCAGGCCUGCGUACUGGCCAAAGACUGUGAGGUGAGCGACUGGACCGACUGGUCGCCCUGCUCCAAGGACUGCUACGAGCUCAACGGGCCCACGGGUGAGCGCACACGCACACGCCGGGUACACCAGUUCCCUGUGGGAGAAGGGGAGGAGUGCCCCGAACUGGAGGAGAAGGAACCCUGCACCCCUCAGGGAGAAGGGGUACCCCCCUGCAUUGCGUACAACUGGAAGACAACGGAGUGGACCGAGUGCAGGGUGGAUAUGUUGCUAAGCCAACAGGACCGUCGUCGUGGUAACCUAACUGGGCUGUGCGGGGGCGGAGUCCAGAACCAUGAGGUGUACUGUGUCCAGGCAACCAGCGCCGACCCUGCCUCAAGCUCUCUCAAUAGCAAGGAAGCCUCCAGGCCCGUUGAUGGUGACCUGUGCCUCAGCCCGCCCCCCAACACCACCCAGCUGUGCCACAUCCCCUGUCCUGUGGAGUGUGACGUGUCCUCCUGGGGUGCCUGGGGACCAUGCACCUUUGAAAACUGCCUGGACACAGCUGCCAAGAAAGGGUUCAAACUGAGGAAGAGGAGUAUCGUCAAUGAGCCCACGGUAGGAACAGGAAGCUGCCCUCACCUGGUGGAGGCCAUACCAUGUGACGAGCCCAGCUGCUAUGAUUGGCUGCUGAUGAAGCUGGAUGAGUGUAUCCCGGACAACGAGAGAGAGUGUGGACCAGGCACCCAGAUACCACAAGUCCAGUGUGUCAACGGUGAUGGGUUUGACUGCAGCCACACCAGCCAUGGCGUGCUGCCUGAUAUCCCAUGGGGCCAAGGGGCCAGGCACGAGCCACUGCUGGUCGGUGCAAGGUGCGGAGAGGGGCUGCGGUUCCGUAACGUGUCCUGCUUCGUGUCGGACGGGUCUGGCCAGGGAGAGGGCAGUCUGGUGGAUGAUGAGCUGUGUGGAAACCUUGAGCCCUCGAUAGACGGCGACAAACAGAUCACCCUGGAAGAACCCUGCACCUCGCCCUGUCCAGGUGACUGCUACCUGACUGACUGGACAGUGUGGAGCCCGUGUCAGCUGAGCUGUGUCAGUGGAGAUGACCUGGGUUUCGGCUCGGUGCAGGUCAGAUCCAGAGCCGUGCUGGCCCAGGAGCCAGAGAACCUACUGCAGUGUCCAGAACAGGAGUGGGAGGCCCGGCCCUGCACUGAGGGCCAGUGUUAUGAGUACAAGUGGAUGACAGGAGCGUGGAGAAGCUCCUCUCGACUGGUCUGGUGUCAGAGAUCUGAUGGAUUAAAUGUCACAGGUGGCUGCCCUAUGACGGCCCAGCCCUUGGCAGACCGAUCAUGUGAUCCAGCCUGCAACAAACCGCGCUCCUACUGCACAGAGGCGGGUGUGUGUGGUUGUGAUGAGGGCUACACGGAGGUGAUGACAUCAGACGGCCUGCUGGACCAGUGUACGGUGAUCCCUGUGUUAGAGAUCCCCACGGCAGGGGACAACAGGGCUGAUGUGAAGACCAUCAGGGCGGUCAGCCCCACACAGCCCUCCAACAGCCUGCCUGGCCGAGCUGGACGCACCUGGUUCCUACAGCCCUUCGGACCAGAUGGUAAACUGAAGACAUGGGUCUACGGUGUGGCAGCUGGAGCUUUUGUUCUACUCAUAUUUAUAGUCUCCAUGACCUUCCUAGCCUGUAAAAAGCCAAAGAAACCCCAGAGAAGACAGAUGUAUAACAACCGGCUCAAGCCCCUGACCCUGGCCUAUGACGGAGACGCUGACAUGUGA